Messenger RNA from Rattus norvegicus (Norway rat), 942 nucleotides. The record is from RefSeq and is a predicted model, not a curated record. NCBI's taxonomy places the organism in Eukaryota, Metazoa, Chordata, Mammalia, Rodentia, Muridae.
AUGUCAGACUAUACUUGGUUUGAAGGAAUACCUUUUCCUGCCUUUUGGUUUUCCAAAGAAAUUCUGGAAAAUAGUUGUAAGAAGUUUGUGGUAAAAGAAGACGACUUGAUCAUAUUGACUUACCCCAAGUCAGGAACGAACUGGCUGAUCGAGAUUGUCUGCUUGAUUCAGACCAAGGGAGAUCCCAAGUGGAUCCAAUCUAUGCCCAUCUGGGAUCGCUCACCCUGGAUAGAGACUGGUUCAGGAUAUGAUAAAUUAACCAAAAUGGAAGGACCACGACUCAUGACCUCCCAUCUUCCCAUGCAUCUUUUCUCCAAGUCUCUCUUCAGUUCCAAGGCCAAGAAUAAAUUAGACUAUCAGGCUGUGGAGCAUCACACAGAGAUCCUGGGCGCUUUAAGAAAGAACGUGAAAUAUCACACUAGAACAUUCAGAAACUACAUGUUUGCAUAUGGAUCAUGGUUUGAGCACAUCCGUGGCUGGCUGUCUAUGAGAGAAUGGGACAACUUCUUGGUACUGUACUAUGAAGACAUGAAAAAGGAUACAAUGGGAUCCAUAAAGAAGAUAUGUGACUUCCUGGGGAAAAAAUUAGAGCCAGAUGAGCUGAAUUUGGUCCUCAAGUAUAGUUCCUUCCAAGUCGUGAAAGAAAACAACAUGUCCAAUUAUAGCCUCAUGGAGAAGGAACUGAUUCUUACUGGUUUUACUUUCAUGAGAAAAGGCACAACUAAUGACUGGAAGAAUCACUUCACAGUAGCCCAAGCUGAAGCCUUUGAUAAAGUGUUCCAGGAGAAAAUGGCCGGUUUCCCUCCAGGGAUGUUCCCAUGGGAAUAAAUUUUCAAAAGUUUUAAAUAUUUUAUGAACACUGAUGUUUAUGUUUAUGUUGUUCUAUGAUGUCUGAAUAACUGAAUGUGAUCAUUGAAUAAAUCCUGUUGUGGAAUUGUGAAA